AUGUCUGAGCCUGAGCAGUGUAUUAUAUGUCUCGAGCCACUGCCACGUCUGCAGUCCUCAACCGCUGUAGACGUUGCUGUGCAGGUACCACCACCGCCACCCGCCUCUGAAGCUGUCACUGCCUCCACCAAGGCUGAGCCUACAGCGCUGCCAACACCCACUGCAUCCACUGCACCGUCUGCAGCGGCCACCAGCGACAGUGAGAGCGCCGCCUCGGGUACAAUCACCAACGGUGCUCUCAUCGAGAGCGACAGCGACGACAGCCUUCUCAACAUUGUCGCAGAACUGGACGGAUGUGAGCACAUUAUUCACAAUGCGUGCAUCCGUUCCUGGGCCCAAAAGACCAACACUUGCCCAAUUUGCCGCAAGCUCUUCCACACCAUCAAAGUACUCAACGGUGUAGACGGCACUCUGUUAUCUACAUACCACGUCGAUGACAAGAAACAAGUCGCCGACUUUGACCUUCAGCAGUGGCUUGUUGAAAAUGUCGAGGAGGAGGAGGAAGAGAGCUGCCCAUGUCCCAUCUGCAACUCCUCCGAGCGGGAGGACAUCCUCCUCCUUUGCGAUAGCUGCGAUGCAGCGUACCACACGCACUGCCUCGGGAUGCAGGAAGUGCCCCAAGGCGACUGGUACUGCAUGGAAUGCCGACACCUCUUCCAACUAGCCGACGAUCCCCCAACGCCCACCGACGAGAUACGAUCGCCCCGCCCCCGAUAUGUACAUCGGCCUCAUCCUCGAGACUCGAGGGGCCACAACGUUCGGACUCGUGCCAACCUGAGGCGCGCACGUCAGCAGGCGAGGAAUUUCGAGUGGCAGGGUGCAUGGGGUCACUUUGCCGGUCGCUUCUUUGACCUGAGCGACGUCGACCUCGAUAAUGCAGACGAGGAGGUAGAAGAGCUGGAGCAAUUCAGGAGAUUUCAACAGCUCGAUCGACGAGAGUUGCAGAGGUGGCAGCAGCGGGUGAACAUUGCUAACCGCCUUGGCGCCCGAGAGACCUUUGCGAACAACAUCCCGCCUCAAAUCAGCGAAUAUCUACAACCUCCUCCUAUCGAAGAAACUGUCGACGAAAGAAGAGCAUGGGGGGCUCUUGAGCGAGCGAGGGAGGUCGAAGAAGGCACGCCAACAAACUCUCGCAAACGGAAGGCUCGUUCUGUGACAGCGUCCCCGGCUGAGCCUGUACAGGAACCCGAGAGGAAGCUAAAGCGCCCUCGAACACGACGACUCCCGCCACAACAGGGCGAAGCCUCGGCGUCCGCCUCCUCGCCCGUCACAUCAGGCCCAUCCAACCAACGCUUGACAAAUGGCGGCCCAGCCACCCGCGUGGCUGUACCAACCGCAAAUCGAGAGCUCAACCGCGACGAAAAUGGGCCACCCCUGGUGUCUUCUCUGCUCAAGGAGCUCGAGCCUCACGCUCACUCCGAGGACGAAAACUCGGCCAUAAACUCGUGGUGGCAGGGCGUUCCUGAGGCAUCCUCCCCAGCCUUGUCACCAGUCCACUCAGCUCACAGCAGCCCUCGCGCACUCUCCAUGACCCCGCCUCCGCUGCCCAGCGUCGGCGGUCGGCCAACCUCACCUACGCUCUCGCUGAGCACACACAUCGAGCCACGCUACCCCCCCGCAAAUUAUUCACCAACUCGCAACUCAAGCGAGCAGACCGAGCCCGAACCUAGAGUCGGUCGACCAACAGAGACUCGAACACUCGAACUGCGCCAGCCUCGACCUCGUCGGCCAUCUAGGGCCACAUCACGUGCAGAGGAAACAUCGCCAACCCGAACCACGAUGACUCCCGAAGAGAAAAAGAACAUCAACGAUAUUGUGAAAAACGCGCUUAGACCACAUUGGCGAGCUCAAAAACUGACCUCGGACCAAUAUGCCAUGAUAAACCGAGAUAUCUCCCGGAAGCUUUACGAAGAAGUCGGAGACGCAUCUGCGCUCGACCAAGAUACUCGACGGACAUGGGAGAAGAGGGUCACUCAAGAAGUAGCCCAAGCCAUCGCCGGGCUCCCUGCCUGA
Molecule: messenger RNA, 2013 nt
Organism: Clonostachys solani
Lineage: Eukaryota; Fungi; Ascomycota; Sordariomycetes; Hypocreales; Bionectriaceae
Source: the annotation of a GenBank genome assembly